AUGUCCUUUGUGCAAGCCCUCCUCUCCAAUCCCGCAAUCCCAGACCAAGACCGCCAAGAGGCUCUCGACAGAGCCUUCUCUGACCCCGGUCUGCCAACAACCAACGCUACAUCCUCCUUCUGGCUAAGCCCUCCACACCCUGACCUUGCCAAUGUCCAGUCUUCCACCUUCCCAUCCGAGGCCGAAGUCAUUAUUAUCGGCUCGGGUGUAACCGGCACCUCAGUCGCAAGGACUCUUCUCAAAUCCCGGAGGGCAGCGAAUAGGGAGACCAAACGGCCGGCCGUCGUCAUCCUAGAAGCGCGCAGCAUUUGCAGCGGUGCGACGGGCCGAAAUGGGGGGCAUAUUCUUGAGACGGCGGAGGAGUUUGCGGAUCUCGAAGACUUGUAUGGCCGCGAAGAAGCGAGGAAGAUCAUGAACUUUCGCCUGGCACAUUUACGCGAGAUCCUUGCUACCGCGGAGGAGUACGGCCUAACCAAGGAUUGUCAGGCGCGAAAGGUGCAGUUUCUGAGCGUCUAUUUCAAUGAAAAGGGGUGGAAAGACGCCCGAGAUCGGUUACGCCGGUUGAAGGAAGGGUUGCCCGAGGAGACCAAGGAAUGGACAGCAUAUGAGAGGGAAGAGAUUCCGGAAGAAUUUUGCCUUCCGCAUGCGCAUGGAAUAGUCGCUGGACCGGGAGGUGCGAUUUGGCCGUAUAGGUUUAUCACGGGGGUUUUGAGUCAGUUGCAGAAAGAGUUUCCGCAGGAUCUGGUGAUCGAAACAAAUACGCCUGUAAAAGGGAUCGAGGAGCAGACGGACGAAGGUGAUGGUUCACUGCGGUACACAGUUUCAACGUCAAGAGGCGUUAUCCGCGCUCGGCAUGUCAUUCAUUGUACGAACGCACAUGUCAGUCACCUUGUCCCGGGCCUCAGAGGCCGGAUCUACCCGAUUCGCGGGCAGAUGUCGGCGCAACAUGCAGGACAGGCAUUCCCCUGCCAAGGGGAGAAGCAUUCAUGGAUCUUCAACUAUGAUCGGGGGAUGGACUAUCUCACGCAGCUGCCACCGACAAAGACAGGCCCGAUGAUGAUGUUCGGAGGGGGAUUCGCCCAGGGAGAAGGAGGCGGAAUUGCUGACCUGGGGAUUGCUGCAGACUCAGAGCUCAGUCUGUAUGCUGACAUUCAUUUAUCAGGUGCAUUGAGCGCGGUGUUUGGUCGCGACAAUUGGGGGGUUGUUCCCAGACGCAGUGUGGAAAAGAUGUGGGCGGGAACUAUGGGCUUUAGUGCCGAUGGGCUUCCCUGGGUAGGUCCCCUUCCGGCAUCAGUGACCCACAGGGGACUCAAUAAAGAGGGUUGUGGAGCUGAAUGGGUUUCCGCUGCGUUCUCGGGAGAGGGAAUGGUGUUGGCAUGGUUGUGCGGCAAAGCCCUGGCGACACUGUUACUGAUACAUGAUGAUGUGUUGCUGGAAACUGAAUCUCGCGAUCUUUCCUGGGUUCCAAAACAAAUGCUGGUUACGGAAGAGAGGAUCGAGAAGGCGGUUUUACCACGUCAUGUACAAGACAUGUGA
This is a messenger RNA of Aspergillus ibericus CBS 121593, 1536 nucleotides long. Its product is annotated as NAD(P)/FAD-dependent oxidoreductase. Gene Ontology annotation, molecular function: oxidoreductase activity. Bases 1 to 1536 code for a protein of 511 amino acids. The transcript has a single exon. Gene Ontology annotation, cellular component: cytoplasm. Lineage: Eukaryota; Fungi; Ascomycota; Eurotiomycetes; Eurotiales; Aspergillaceae. The record is from RefSeq and is a predicted model, not a curated record.